Messenger RNA from Corvus hawaiiensis (hawaiian crow), 786 nucleotides. Its product is annotated as feather keratin Cos1-1/Cos1-3/Cos2-1-like. The record is from RefSeq and is a predicted model, not a curated record. The transcript has 2 exons. NCBI's taxonomy places the organism in Eukaryota, Metazoa, Chordata, Aves, Passeriformes, Corvidae. Bases 177 to 485 code for a protein of 102 amino acids. Gene Ontology annotation, molecular function: structural constituent of cytoskeleton. Gene Ontology annotation, cellular component: intermediate filament.
CUUCCAGACCAGCUCUUUCCUGGCUGGAGGUCUCAGCUGAUCGAGGCUGUCAGAGCCCAGGGCUGGCAGCUGCUUCUGCUGGGAGAAGGCAGGGGGGAGAAGAUCUUGUGCAGAGAGAGGCUGGGACUUGGCUGAGGUGGCUCCUGGGCUUUGAGGUGCACCUGUGACCCCGAGCCAUGUCCUGCUGCCAGCCCUGCAACCCUUGCUGCCAGCCCUGCGGCCCCUGCCCGCUGGCCAACAGCUGCAAUGAGUGCUGUGUCCAGCAGUGCCAGAGCUCCACCGUCGUCAUCGAACCCUCCCCAGUGGUGGUGACCCUGCCCGGGCCCAUCCUCAGCUCCUUCCCACAGAACACCGUGGUGGGAUCCUCCACCUCCGCUGCCGUUGGCAACAUCCUCAGCUCUGGCGGAGUGCCCAUCAGCUCCGGGGGCUUUGACAUCUCCUGCAUCACCAACUGCUAUGGUGGCAACAGAUGUCGUCCCUGCUAAAUCUGCUCUGGGAAUGUCUUUGGCAAGAGCAUCCAAGAUGCCAGAACCUGGUUCUGGGCAGAGAUAAAGCUUCUGGACAUUGUAUUUACAGCUUUGAACCAUUGCUUGCUUUUCCUAUUCUUCUCUCUUUGCUCUUUGUGUCUCCCCAGACCAGUCUCAUGUGGACCUCUCACCCUUCCUCCCUCUGCAGGGCAGUCCAAAGAACACCACAUGGGAGCUCCAUCUUAGUGGCUGCUCCUGGUGCUCUCUGUGCGCCAUCUCCUUUUCUUCUUUAGACUUAUUAAAGUUGCACUGCAUUUAA